AUGGAAGAGACACUUUCUUUUGAUCAAAAUAUAGAAGAACGAGUCGAUGAAUUGAUUAAUUCAUUCCGAAGUUCAUUUUGGAUUGAUGAACAUCAAUGGUUUGUUCGAUGUAUCAUCCAAAAGAAAACUAUUUAUCUUUACACUAUAUCUAAAAUAUUUUAUAACUACGAUAGUGUACUUUUUGGUUCAUUAAAAUCGACUGAUCCACAGAACAAUCAACAAAAGUUUUAUAAUAACAUGACUAGCAUUGUAAAUGAAACAUUCGUUGAUCAACCAAUUCCUUCGUACAUUUGUUUGCCUAAUAUUGAAUAUCUUUGGAUAAAACUUCCUAUCAAUGAGCAAUUUUGGUCCAUUGUUCCAAGUUUAAAUCGUCUGUAUUUACUUACAGUGGUAUCCUAUAUUGAUACUUUCCAAUCUCAAUUAAAAGCUUUACUUAAUCGAGCACCUCGUCUUUGUUGA
Molecule: messenger RNA, 459 nt
Organism: Rotaria sordida
Lineage: Eukaryota; Metazoa; Rotifera; Eurotatoria; Philodinida; Philodinidae
Source: the annotation of a GenBank genome assembly